CUGACCCACUUCCAAUGUUACGCAUCAGUUAAAGAAACCCUAACUUUUAUUCUAAUUAACAACUUUUGAAUAGAAUAGACAAGUUUCUUGCUUGACUGUGGAUACAAUGGACGGCAGUUCAGUGCGAGCCGUGCCUUCAAGAACAAUCCAGUUUAAACCGCCGAAUGUUCAAGAAUUUUAGUUUAGUAAUACAUUAAGAUGCAGAGGUUGUUCAGUUCGGUUCUUGCACUGUGCCUCUUGUGCAACUGUUGCAUAUACUUCAAUCACGCGGCGCUGCUCUAUCCCACAAAUUCGUAUUCUGGUGUAACUUGUUAACUGGUGUUAGAGCCUUGCGUAUUUGUAUGGCUAACGACCUUCUAUUUUGCAGGUCUUUAUGGCUAUAUCUGUGCCAGUUAGUUUGCCGCAUCGCAAUGUUUUUCUAUCCUAUAAUUACGAGUUUAAUUACUAUAAACCUGAGCAUGUUUAUAAGUUUCCAUCAAUUUUGGUAUGAUUAAGCAAGUUUGUUUCCUAAGUCUUUUCGAUAUCUACAUGUAUACUACUUUGAUAAGUUUGUUUCAUAAGUCUUUUAUUAUAUUAUAUUUCAAUUCUCUGUCUAAAGAUGGGACAAGAUUUUGAGGAUGAUUAUUUGACAUAUCCCACACACGAUGCUCGAGAAGGUAGAUCGUGUGUGAAUUGUACAGUGAGUGCUAAUAGUACGCAAACAGAGAGCAUGAAAAUUCAAGCGGAGCAGCAGAAAACAUCAGAGACACCAGCAAAACAUCGAGUAAAACGCAGUUUGCCGAUUUUAUCGCGUAAAACCUUCUACGCUAUGAUCAGGGAUAAGUUAGAUAGAUCUGGUUAUCCCGCAGAGGCCUGUUUGCUGCGUUUGAUAUGCGAGACGAAUGCCUCAACGCUGGGCGAGAUCAAUGGACUAUUGGGCAACAUUGUGCAUGUUAUAUUUAGCCCCAGCAGCUCCAGGGAUGAGCAACUACCCAAUGCCUACUAUCAAGCCGAGUCCGAUGGACUGCAGCAGCGAUGUGCGAACUACGAUGACAACUGUCCACACAAUGUAUUGGAUCUAAUAUCGGUGCCCGUGGAGCGAGUAAUACAAGAUCUUGUACAUAGAAGAAGAAGAAAAUAAAACA
Molecule: messenger RNA, 1124 nt
Organism: Drosophila mojavensis
Lineage: Eukaryota; Metazoa; Arthropoda; Insecta; Diptera; Drosophilidae
Exons: 3
Coding region: 599-1120 (173 amino acids)
Source: RefSeq, a predicted model, not a curated record